CGAGGAGUCACCAGCUACUCAUGAAAACACUACAGAAUUUGAUUUCACUCAAGGAUACUUUGAUAUUGGAGAUCCCCUUAUUGAGUGCGACAAAUGCCAGGCAUACAUGUGGUAUCAAGAAAGAUCAAAUAAAUAUAAAGACACCACGCUACCUAAGUUUAAUCUUUGUUGUGGGAGGGGGAAAGUUCAAUUGCCACUACUCAAGGACCCACCUGUGCUUCUUCAGCAUCUUUUAUUUGACAAUGAUGUUGAUAGCAAAAACUAUCAACAACAUAUUAGAGCGUAUAAUAUGAUGUUUGCAUUCACAUCGCCUGGUGCUAAAAUUGACAAGUCAGUUAACGAUGGUCGAGGCCCGCCUACGUUCAAAAUACAGGGCCAAACAUGCCAUCGAGUGGGAAGCAUGUUACCUAUGCCAGGUCAACCUCCAAAGUUUGCCCAAUUAUACAUAUAUGAUACUGAGCAUGAGAUACAAAAUAGGAUUCGAGGAAUAAGAAACCCAAAUGACAUAGAUGAUCAGAUUGUGGGCAAAUUAUCAGCCAUGCUACAUGAAUACAAUGUGCAUGCAAAAUCCUUUAGAAUGGCUAAGGAAAGAUUGCAAGAUGCACCUGUGCAGGAUCUGCGGUUAAAGUUGAUUUCUGACAGAGUUAGUGAUGGCCGAUUAUAUAACUUGCCUACGGUUUCAGAAGUUGCUGCUCUUAUUGUUGGAGAUGUUAACACUUCAUCAAAAAGAGAUAUUAUAAUGGAGACCCGAAGUCGUACACUUCAGCGAAUAAGUGAGCUGCAUACUAGCUAUUUGAGUUAUCAGUAUCCCCUUUUAUUUCCUUAUGGAGAGGAUGGAUACAGGCAUGACGUGCUUCAUAGAGAUACAGGUAAUUCUAAUAGUUCUAAAAGAAACCAUCUUACCAUAAGAGAGUGGCUUUGUUUUAGGCUACAAACAAGGAAAAAUGAGGCGCUAACAUUGUUGAGAUCAAGAAGAUUAUUUCAGCAGUUCGUAGUUGAUGGCUAUACUAUGCUUGAGUCAGAGAGGUUAUCUUUUAUCAGGAGAAACCAAAAAAAACUAAGAGUUGAUAAAUACAGUAACCUCAGUCAAACAAAUCACAACUUACAAUGUCCAGGAUCUGAA
This is a messenger RNA of Cuscuta europaea, 1123 nucleotides long. The record is from the annotation of a GenBank genome assembly. NCBI's taxonomy places the organism in Eukaryota, Viridiplantae, Streptophyta, Magnoliopsida, Solanales, Convolvulaceae.